UAAAUGUUCCAUUAAUUUCAAAAUGGCCGAUAUUGCGGCAGUACCGGCGCCUGGCGCUGCACCGGCCGAAGACGAUGAAACAUGGCUUUAUGGUGAUGAAAACAAAGAGCAGAAGGAUCCAGAGAAAGAUGGCCAGAAGAAGAAAAAGAAAGGUGACGGAGAUGGGUCUGAGAAACCAGAAGACAAGGAAGAAGGGGAGAUGAGUGGGGAGGAAGAAGCUCAGGCAAAGAAUGAUGAUGACGAUUCAGAUGAUGACGACAAUGUCCAAGUCACCAUUGGCGACAUCAAACAGUGGACUGUCACAGAAACUCCCAGGAACCUGUUUAAGAGUGCCACUGGCUACCAAAAGCCAGCAGCAGGAGUGGCAGCAGCACAGAAGACAGUGGUGCCAGGAAAAGGGAUGGACCUUGAAGCCCAGGGCACUGUCAAUGGAGUGCCUACAUUUGAGUUUGACAUUGACAAUCUCUCAGCUGAAGACAAACCCUGGAGAAAUCCUGGUGCUGACAUCACUGACUACUUCAACUACGGCUUCAACGAGGACACCUGGCUGCAGUACUGUGAGAAACAGCGACGACUACGUCUGGAGAAUGGAGUGCCCCUCCUUGGCAACAAGUCACAGUCCAGGGACAGUCACUCUCACCACUCUCACAUUGGUUCUGGUCAACCCAUCAGUCGUCUCGGGGACAAGGACUCUGGACAGACUGGAUCCAGCAUACCUACUACAAGUUCAAUAAGGAAAGCUCAACCACCGCCAAAUAGAAAAUUGGGAGGUACCAUUGAUGUGAUUGGCAGCACAGUCCAUGAUUCUCGACGCCCAGGUCAAGGGUCAACAUCCAGUUCCAUACCUGUCACAGGGGUCACUCCAGACUAUCGAAAGUUCCAGCCACCAUCAGUACCCCCACCAGGGAUGCCGCCGAUGAUGCCUGACUACUCCAUGCCCCCACCAGGGAUGCCCCCACCCCUGGGGCUGCCUCCACCAGGAGUGCCUCCACCACCAGGUGUUGCUGUACCUCUCCCGACACCAUAUGGCUCAGAGCAGUAUGAUCCCUUCAGCCACCCCCCUCCUGGCUUCAACUACGAGAGCAACACCUUCACUCCAAAUUACACGGAAGGACAUCACCAGAACUUCCAAAGCUACGACGAUCGAUGGAAGUACAAUUCUGACCGACACACACGAGAUCGGAGUCCAGACCAAGAGUUUGGAAGCAGGGACAAUUAUUGGCGAGACAGGGAACGUGACCGAGAGAGAGACCGCAGUGACAGGGAUCGGGAACGAGAUCGGGACCCUUAUCGUGAAAGAGACAGGGGUAGGGACCGGGAUAGAGACCGAGACAGAGACCGAGAUAAAAGAAGGUCAAGGUCAACUGAUAGAGAUGAUUCUCGUCAUAGAGAUGAUAAGCACAGAACACGAAGAAAGCAUCGAGAUGAUGAGGACGACCACCAUCGAUCCAAGCACAGGAAGAGCAAGAAGCGAAGAGACAAGGAUGAGGAAGGGGGAGACUCGGUGACUACAGCUGAUGAAGGGGAUAAAGGGGAGUGAACUCCCCUCACAACAUCAGGGGAGGGAAAUGGGGAGAUUCUUCCAUUACAACCAUGGAGGAAGAUACAGGGGAGUUAACUCCUUGUCAUAUCAACAUCGGGGAGAGAAAGGGUUGGGGGGCAUUCUGUACCUACAGCCAGUGAGGGAAGAUAGAGAAGAGUGAACUGUCACAUCAACAUCAGGAGACGUAAAGGGGAAGAUUAUGUCGCAACAGCCUAUGAUUUUUUUUUAAAUUGAAGCUAACCUGCUUGUCAGGGAAACUAUUUGGAAGGGAGGGGAGUUAACUCCUGUUUCAGAUGAUGUGGAUCACAUACAUUAAUGUUUUUUUCAUGUAAGUGUUGUAAUUAAAAUGUAAUAAUGCUAUCAGAAAGUUAUGCAGUUUGAAUCAUCAGAUAUCACUACAUUGCCAACAAACCAGUGAAAAUCAUCAUGUCCAAAAGAAAUUACAAUAAAAAAAUGAAAACUUGAA
Molecule: messenger RNA, 2009 nt
Organism: Haliotis rubra (blacklip abalone)
Lineage: Eukaryota; Metazoa; Mollusca; Gastropoda; Lepetellida; Haliotidae
Product: pre-mRNA 3'-end-processing factor FIP1-like
Exons: 15
Coding region: 23-1540 (505 amino acids)
Cellular component (GO): mRNA cleavage and polyadenylation specificity factor complex
Molecular function (GO): RNA binding
Source: RefSeq, a predicted model, not a curated record